Hordeum vulgare subsp. vulgare (domesticated barley) is the source of this 1587-nucleotide messenger RNA. Its product is annotated as glucose-6-phosphate/phosphate translocator 2, chloroplastic-like. The record is from RefSeq and is a predicted model, not a curated record. Gene Ontology annotation, molecular function: antiporter activity; phosphoglycerate transmembrane transporter activity; triose-phosphate transmembrane transporter activity. Gene Ontology annotation, cellular component: Golgi apparatus; membrane. The annotation marks the transcript as partial. NCBI's taxonomy places the organism in Eukaryota, Viridiplantae, Streptophyta, Magnoliopsida, Poales, Poaceae. Gene Ontology annotation, biological process: transmembrane transport. The transcript is spliced from 5 exons.
ACCGCCUCCCUUCUCCUUCGCGCAUUCACCAUAAAUACCUUCUUCAUCCCCAUCUCCCCCUCCACCGUCACAAACCAGAGGCACAAAACCGCAGCAGGCGCAUACCACCGCAACACCCAGACAAACCCCAAGAAAUCACUAGCCGCGCCUCCCUCCGCCAAAAUGCUGGCCGCCGCCGCCGCCGCCUCCGUGAAGUUCUCCCCGGCGUCCGCCGGUACCGGUACCACAACCAAGUUGGCCUUCAAGCCUGUCCACCUCCCUCCCCUCCCCAACGCCGUCCGUCGUCCCCUCUCCCUCUCGGCGCGGCCUCUGUACCGCCAGGAGCCGUUCCUGGCGGCGACCCGCAACGACCGUGCCGCGUCAAUGGCGCCCCCUGCAGCCACCGCGGAUGGCGCGCGGCCGGUGGAGACGGCGGCCGCGCCGGAGGCCGCGAAGAGCGCCAAGAUCGGGGUCUACUUCGCCACGUGGUGGGCGCUGAACGUGAUCUUCAACAUAUACAACAAGAAGGUGCUGAAUGCGUUCCCGUACCCGUGGCUCACGUCGACCUUGUCCCUGGCCGCCGGCUCCGCCAUCAUGCUCGUGUCCUGGGCCACCAGGAUCGCCGAGGCGCCCCAGACGGACCUCGAUUUCUGGAAGGCUCUCUCUCCGGUGGCGAUUGCGCACACGAUCGGGCACGUGGCGGCGACGGUGAGCAUGGCGAAGGUGGCCGUGUCGUUCACGCACAUCAUCAAGAGCGCGGAGCCGGCCUUCAGCGUGCUCGUCUCGAGGUUCUUCCUCGGCGAGCACUUCCCGUUGCCGGUUUACUUCUCCCUCCUCCCGAUCAUAGGUGGAUGCGCUCUCGCCGCCGUCACCGAGCUCAAUUUCAACAUGAUUGGAUUCAUGGGGGCGAUGAUCUCCAACCUGGCUUUCGUGUUCCGUAACAUAUUCUCCAAGAAGGGGAUGAAGGGCAAGUCGGUGAGCGGGAUGAACUACUAUGCCUGCCUCUCCAUGCUGUCCCUGGUGAUCCUCCUCCCUUUCGCCUUCGCCAUGGAGGGCCCCAAGGUGUGGGCUGCAGGCUGGCAGAAUGCAGUCGCCGAGAUCGGUCCCAACUUCGUCUGGUGGGUGGCGGCGCAGAGCGUGUUCUACCACCUGUACAACCAGGUGUCGUACAUGUCGCUGGACGAGAUCUCGCCGCUGACAUUCAGCGUGGGCAACACCAUGAAGCGUAUCUCGGUCAUCGUCGCGUCCAUCAUCAUCUUCCGCACGCCGGUGCAGCCCGUCAACGCGCUCGGGGCGGCCAUCGCCAUCCUCGGAACCUUCAUCUACUCCCAGGCAAAGCAGUAAUGGAAAUCAUCGAAACGAUGUCUCUUCCGACGAGAGUCGGCCCGGCGUUCGGACAUUAUAUGUUGUUGAGCAUAUAUAUAUCUAAUUAAGAAACCCCUUGUAAUAUAUAUUAGGAAUCUUGUUCUUCUUUUUUCUUUUCUUUUUCUAGGUUUAGCCGCGGAUAUCUCUGAAUUCUUCGUUUGUUGUUCCGUGACCAUGGUGCUGAUGAUGUAGAGAGGUGAAUGAAUCAAUCCAAAUAAAGUUGCCAGGAAUUUUUGGCCCCGA